Messenger RNA from Cornus florida, 1161 nucleotides. RefSeq lists its product as uncharacterized. The record is from RefSeq and is a predicted model, not a curated record. Lineage: Eukaryota; Viridiplantae; Streptophyta; Magnoliopsida; Cornales; Cornaceae. The coding region runs from base 1 to 1161 and encodes 386 amino acids. The transcript has a single exon.
AUGAAAAAGCACAAGUACCUCCAACUAUUGAGCCAUCUCCAGAACAAAGGCAUGCAGUUGUGCCAUUCCCUCAGAGACUACAAGAAAUCAAAAGCAGCGAAGCAAGCAAGCAAACUUCAGGACAUAAUGGAGAUGUUCAAACAGGUGAAGAUUAAUCUCCCAUUGCUUGAUGCAAUUCAACAAAUCCCAGCUUACGCUAAAUUUCUGAAAGAUAUGUGUACUCAGAAGAGGCGUUCAAGUAGCCAUGUUCCUAAGAAGGUGCUAUUAACUGAGCAAGUCAGUUCCAUAAUCCAGCACUGCACUGCUCCAAAAUUCAAAGAUCCAGGUGCUCCAACAAUUUCAUGCACAAUAGGGAAUCAUCAAGUAGAGCGAGCUCUUUUAGAUUUGGGUGCAAGCGUAAACCUUCUUCCUUAUUCGGUUUACUUGCAACUCGGAUUAGGAGAAUUAAAGUCUACCUCCAUUAUUCUCCAAUUGGCAGAUAGGUCAACCAAACAGCCUCGUGGUGUUAUCGAAGAUGUGAUCAUCAAAGUAGAUAAAUUCUACUUCCCAGUGAACUUUAUUGUGCUCGAUACUGAGCCAGUUCUGGAGCCAAGGAGGCACAUUCAAGUGAUCCUUGGUCAUCCUUUCCUUGCGACAGCAAAUGCGAGCAUAAAUUGUAGAACUGGCGUCAUGGACGUAUCUUUUGGCAAUAUGAAGGUGCGCUUAAAUAUUUUCAAUGCCAAUCAAUGCCCUUCAGAUAAUAAUGAUUGUUUUCUGGUCGAUGCCAUCGAUGAAUGCGUUGAAGAGAUGACCCCAUUUGCCUUGACAAAAGAUCCACUAGAAGCAUGUCUAUCUUACUUUGAUGCUGAGUUAUUUGAUGUUGAGAAAAGUAUUGAAGAGGUGAAUGCCCUGCUUGAUGUGGCGAGUAUGCACAACAUUCCACCAUGGAAGAUUCCUAUUGAGCCACUUCCACAAUUGUCAAGUAAACCACCAAUACCAUCUUUGGAGUCUACACCAAAGCUAAGAGCUGAAGUAGUUGCCCUCUUAUCUGAAAUAUACAUUUCUUGGGCCAGAAAGUACUCUUCCAGUAAUUAUUUCGACAGAGCUAUCAGACGUACAAGAGGAGAAAUUAUUAGAAGUACUAGCCACCCAUCGAGAAACUAUUCGCUAGAGUGUGGUUGA